UGUAGACACAUUUUUGUCUUGCUUGGCAAGCUAAACAGAUGUUUUCCCUCAAAGCUCACUGGUCAACACCACAUUGCAAUCAGAAAUAGCUAGCUACAUGUGAUUCUGUCAUUUCAAACUAUCUUAACUAUGUUGAUGGUUUGAUAGCCAGCAACUUUAUAUUUUGGGCACAUGUGGAAUACAAUGCCAUCUUCGAUGGAAGGAUCUUCUAGAGAAGGUGACCUGUUUACUGUGAAACAUGAGCUGAAAAAUGCCAACCUGACCGGCCACGUCGAGAGGGUGGGCAUCGAGAACUUUGAGCUGCUAAAGGUGCUGGGAACUGGAGCCUAUGGCAAGGUGUUCCUGGUGCGCAAAGUGAGCGGUCACGAUGCAGGGCAACUAUACGCCAUGAAGGUGUUGAAGAAGGCCACGAUAAUACAGAAGGCCAAGACGGCAGAACACACACGCACAGAGAGACAGGUUCUGGAACACAUCAGACAAUCACCGUUCCUCGUUACCCUCCACUACGCCUUCCAGACGGACACCAAGCUGCACCUCAUACUAGAUUAUGUGAACGGUGGGGAGCUGUUCACACACCUGGUGCAGAGGGUUCGGUUCAAAGAGCAGGAGGUAGCUUUGUACAGUGGAGAGAUAGUCCUGGCACUGGAGCAUCUACACCAGCUGGGGAUAGUCUACAGAGACCUGAAGCUGGAGAACAUCCUCAUGGACUCCAGCGGGCACAUAGUGCUCACAGACUUUGGCCUCAGCAAAGAGUUUGAUGAGUUGGAGAGGGCUUACUCUGUCUGUGGCACCAUUGAGUACAUGGCCCCAGAGAUCGUAGAGGGAGGAGAGGCUGGCCAUGACAUGGCAGUAGACUGGUGGAGCCUUGGGGUAUUGAUGUAUGAACUUAUGACAGGCGGAUCACCAUUCACCGUCGAUGGAGACGAGAACUCUCACACAGAUAUCGCCAAGAGGAUCUUGAAGAAGGACCCUCCAUUCCCCAAAGACAUGGGCCCUCUGGCCAAAGACCUCAUCCGGGGCCUCCUCAUCAAAGACCCAAAGAAGAGACUGGGCUCAGGGCCUGACCGAGCUGACAACGUUAAGAAACAUCCAUUCUACCAGAAGAUUAACUGGGAGGACUUAGCAGCUAAGAGGGUGCCCGCCCCGUUCAAGCCGGUGAUCAGGGAUGAGCUGGAUGUCAGCAACUUUGCGGAGGAGUUCACAGAAAUGGACCCCACCUACUCCCCUGCAGCUCUGCCUCAGAACUGUGACCGCAUCUUUCAGGGCUACUCGUUCAUGGCCCCCUCCAUCCUGUUCAAGUGGAAUGCUGUGAUGGACGACACACUACAGCUGUGUGGAGGAUCAGGGUCAGAGAGGCCGGGGUCUGCUGCUGUGGCCCGCAGCGCCAUGAUGAAGGACUCUCUGUUCUAUAUGAACUAUGAGAUGAACCUGAAGGACAAUGCUCUGGGCGAAGGCAGUUUCUCUAUCUGUAGGCAGUGCACCCACAAGAAGACUGGACAGAAUUACGCUGUGAAAAUCGUCAGCAAGAGGAUGGAGGCCCAGACACAGAAAGAGAUUGCAGCUCUGAAGCUCUGCGAUGGCCACCCCAACAUCGUCAAGACUCAUGAGAUAUACCAUGACCAGCUGCAUACGUACCUGGUGUUGGAGCUGCUGCGUGGUGGGGAGCUGCUGGAGAGGAUCCGGAGGAAGCAGCACUUCAGUGAGACAGAGGCCAGUCGCAUCAUGAGGAGACUGGUGUCAGCCGUCAGCCACAUGCACGAUGUAGGAGUGGUGCACAGGGACCUCAAGCCAGAGAACUUGCUAUUCACAGAUGAGAGUGAGAACUCGGAGAUAAAGAUCAUAGACUUUGGUUUCGCCCGACUGAAGCCCCCAGACAACCAGCUGCUGAAGACGCCGUGUUUCACCCUGGCCUACGCCGCGCCAGAGAUCCUCAAAUACGACGGCUACGACGAGUCAUGUGACCUCUGGAGCCUGGGGGUCAUCCUGUACACCAUGCUGUCGGGCCAGGUGCCGUUCCAGUGCCAGGGGAAGAGUCUGACCCACACCAGCGCUGAAGAGAUCAUGAAGAAGAUUAAACAGGGAGACUUCUCCUUCGAGGGAGAGGCCUGGAGGAGUGUCUCACAGCAGGCCAAGGACCUCAUACAAGAGCUGCUGACAGUGGACCCUGACAAGCGGAUCAAGAUGUGUGGUCUGAGGUCCAACGCCUGGCUCCAAGACGACAGCCAGCUCUCCUCCAGCCCUCUGAUGACGCCAGACAUCCUGGGCUCCUCCACCACCGGGUCCGUACACACCUACGUCAAGGCUACCUUCAACGCGUUCAACAAGUGUAAGCGGGAGGGUUUCCGUCUGCAGACGGUGGACAAGGCCCCGCUGGCCAAGAGGAGGAAGAUGAAGAAGACCAGCACCAGCACAGAGACCAGGAGCAGCUCCGGUGAGAGCACCCACUCUUCCUCCUCCUCCUCCCAGUCUCACCAGGACACCCAGUCCUCCUCCCAGUCCCACCAGGAGAAGACAGGGGGAGACACCAACCCUCCACCCCAGCCCUCCAACACCACCCCUGUCACUACACCCCUCGCCCUGAGCUCAGACAGCGACCCUGUCCCGGAACGCCCUUGCCCUCCAGCCUUCCACUUCUCACAGUGAGAGAGAGACAGACGGUGUAUUAUAGGGGAUCAGCCUGAGCAAGGCUCUGCGCAGAUCCGCUAAUCUUAAUUUGUAGGUCAGUCUUUCUGUGCAGUCACAUGCAGUAGAUCUCAAACAUGCACUGAGAAGAUGAGGUGAAGAAGGCGGGGGAAAAGACUGCGCUGUCAGAAAGACCAAUGGACAGACAGCAUGGAGAUCCCUCUAUCUCUCUCUCUCUCUCUCUCUCUUUCUCUCCUUCCAUGGCAGCUCGCAGUCAAUCACUCACAGUCAGUCACAUGCAUGGACAACAAGUGCACGCACGCCUCCAAACUGAGCAUGCAGCAGGAGCAGGAACCACCUCUCAAUCAUUGCUAGCAAUAGACACACACCAAAUGAAAAGGGCUGCCCUAUGGAUUCAGGGCUAGACAGCGGAGAGAACCUCCUACAACCACAGCUCUGUUUCAAUCAUGUCUUUUGUUUGUUUGUUGGUUUGUCUGGACAAUAGGUGAUAGUCCUGGUUGUGUUUCUUAGUUUUUUUUAUACUGGUGUAUUGCAUUACUUUAAAAAUGGAACAUUAAGCCACAAGUACUGCAGCUGAUCACAUUGGGAGGAACCUCUUGUUUUUAAGUGGAGCACAUAUUUUGCAGUAUUUAUAUAUGACAAAAAUGCAGACCGAAAUGAUUUCUUGUUUUUAUGUUAACUUAUGGUUCACAACUGUUUAUGAUAGAUGAUAUAUAUGCUCAGACCUACAACCUGAGAUCUAGAACCCUUGAGAUUUAGAACCCUUGAGAUUUAGAACCCUUGCGUUAAAGAGGCAGUUUCACCUCAUUGCAACAUGUUUCAAUGGUUUCAGGAUGAUUCAUAGAUAUUUCAAACUGCUCUCAUAAUGAGAUCAUGAUGCAAUUGUUUGUUGACCUGAUCAGAUCAUGUAAUCAUGUAUUUAUGGGGGUUUUAUCCAACGCGUGUGGACUUGGACUAGUGUACAUUCAACCAAAUAAUUUCAUCAUUAUCAGAUAGAUGAAGAUGCUUGUUUUACCUGAGGGCCAAUAGGCUAAAACGGGCGCUAUGCUAGUAAAGCCUGAGCUAUGCUAUGUGUUUACCACUGUAGCGAUAGCACAAAUGUUAUUAUGGCUGUACAGUAGCUUGUUCAGCCUCGAUAUGAUGGAGGCCUAGUCAGUGUUUUGCUGUGGAUUACAAAUAGUAGGGUAGGAUCCUCAUAUACAUUAACUUGUCUUGAAGGAGGCAGGGGAGUUACAAGUACUGUGCCAAUAAUCUCUGCCUUUUCUACAUUAGAUGCUGUCACUUGCCCAUGUGUAUGCGUCAGACUAGAGAUAUAUAUAUACAUACACUACCGUUCAAAAGUUUGGGGUCACUUAAAAAUGUCCUUGUUUUUGAA
Messenger RNA from Coregonus clupeaformis (lake whitefish), 4018 nucleotides. RefSeq names its product ribosomal protein S6 kinase, polypeptide 5 (gene rps6ka5). Bases 172 to 2643 code for a protein of 823 amino acids. Gene Ontology annotation, cellular component: cytoplasm; nucleus. The transcript is spliced from 17 exons. The record is from RefSeq and is a predicted model, not a curated record. Lineage: Eukaryota; Metazoa; Chordata; Actinopteri; Salmoniformes; Salmonidae. Gene Ontology annotation, molecular function: calmodulin binding; ATP binding; calcium-dependent protein serine/threonine kinase activity. Gene Ontology annotation, biological process: regulation of DNA-templated transcription; peptidyl-serine phosphorylation; protein autophosphorylation.